AUGGCGGUGAAGAAGAAACUAUCCUGGAGAUCACUAAUGGUUAUAUGUUUCUUGGAUCCAGAGAACAUCUGUUCAUCAAAAAAGGCAAAGAAAAAUGAUGGUGAUGGUGUCAUAACAAAACAGAAAUCAUUUCUCGGAUUGUCAAUUUUAGACAUAAGCGAUCCAAGUUCCUCAACCUUAUCUGAAGAUCUUUCAAUCUCGCUCGCUGGUUCGGAUCUCCACGUUUUCACACAGGCAGAACUCAAAGUCAUAACACAAAGCUUCUCUUCAAGCAACUUCCUUGGCGAAGGAGGGUUCGGUCCAGUUCACAAAGGGUUCAUCGACGACAAGCUACGUCCUGGUCUUAAAGCUCAGCCUGUCGCCGUUAAACUUCUCGAUCUCGAUGGCCUUCAAGGUCACCGUGAAUGGCUGGUUCGUAUAUUCCUUUCCCUACUCAUCUGUUCCAUCCUUUACAAAAGACUUAAGUCUUGA
Molecule: messenger RNA, 471 nt
Organism: Eruca vesicaria subsp. sativa (arugula)
Lineage: Eukaryota; Viridiplantae; Streptophyta; Magnoliopsida; Brassicales; Brassicaceae
Source: the annotation of a GenBank genome assembly